AUGGGAGAGCAAGGCAGAGACGUCAGGAAAGGAACUUCAUGGAGCCACAAGGUUGAAGGUGAACCAUUGGCUGGCAAGACUGCUGCUGGCAUUCCUAGAGGCUACUGGAACUUCUCCUGGGUAGCAGAGGAUGAGCUGAGCUUCCCCAAGGACGCAGUGCCCAUGUCAGAUCACAGAUGCCCUGGCAAUAACAAAAUAUGUGACCAGCGCAUAGGGGCUAACCCAGAGUUCACAUGGAGCGUAGUGGCUGCUUGGAACCCACGGGAUCAAGGCAACGCGAAGGCUGAAAAGAAGGAAGGAAGUCCCCAGGGGUGGGAGGAAGGUAAGACUGAAGGUCAGUUCCUCUGGGUGAACAGUUCAGCUUUUGGAGGCCCCUGGGUGCUGAGUCCAUGGCUGUGGGGGGGCAAGCGUGUCUGUGGCCUGGACAUGGCCGUGUUCCUCCACCCCAAGCAAAGUGGGCAAUACACCAUUUGGCUCAUAGAGCGAGACAAGCCGCCACAACCCCUCCUGUCUACCGACGCCCUGCCACGUAUGACAGGCUGGGCGGUGGUCCACCUCACCCUGGGAACACACGGGGGCUCGCCCUUUCGGAUCUCAGCCAGCUACGACCAGCGGAUCCCCCAGGAUACCACAGCCACCAUCGAACCUCGCUUCACCACCAACUGUACUAUAGAGUCCUCACCCAUCCCAAACAUCACUCUGGAGGGCCAGUAUCACUGUCACCAGGGUCCCGGGAUCCCGCUGGACAAGCUGUGUGACUUCAGGACAGACUGUCCGUUUGCCGAUGAUGAAGGAGAUCUAUGUCGCCGGUUUCUCAAUGGCAGCUACUGCUCUUUUGAGGACGGCGAGUGCAGCUGGCAUUCGAUAACAGGCCGCGGUCUCUCCUGGAGAAGACUCCAGUCUCCAGUCAAGGCUGCCAGACAGAGCUGCCCAUCAUCAGGAACUACGUUUGUUGUGGAAGGAGGCCAGUCCAAAGGUCAGCACGGCUCAGCAGUGUUGAGGAGCCCUCUGUUCCCCCCUCCGCUGAGAAACUCGCCGUGCACGGUGCGGUUCUGGAUGUGUUCUGGAGGCUUACAGAAGGGGGCGCUGUCUCUGUGGAUAGUGGAGAACAGCACCGGCCCUGAGGAGCAGCGCCGACUGUGGCACUCAGCCACCGAACCCAGAUCUGAGAGAGGCUGGAAAGUCAUCACCAUUCCCCUUUACGGACUGGCAGACUGGUUCUGGCUUCAGUUCAGCACAGAAGAUGGACCUGGACCCAGUUCAGCCAUCUCUCUUGACAACAUCUCUUUCAGUAUGGACUGCUUCCUGGCCUCCAACGGCGACUUCCCCCCAGUGGCCACGAGCACAACAAGGCAGCCCCUUAGACCAAUCAAUCAGUACAUCAAAACCACCACACCGUCCAAUGGGGGCCCUUCAGCGUACAUCCCUGUUCCAGAUGACUCCAAAAAGUGGACAUUUCAUACUUGUGGGGCGGUGGGACCUGAAGGCCCGACACCAUCACAGUGCAGCAGCUCCUACAGGAACAGCAACGUCAAUGUGACAGUCGGCACCAGAGGGCCCUUCAAAGGCAUCCAAAUGUGGCGGGUCCCAGAAACUGGCACCUACAGGAUCACAGCCUACGGGGCAGCUGGCGGUCGCAGCGUAUUGGCCAUGAGCAGGUCACAUGGCGUCUACAUUACGGCAGACUUUGAGCUCCACAAGGGCGAGUUGCUUCACAUCCUGGUGGGACAGCAAGGAGAGGACGCCUGCCCCAACUCCAACACCAUACUGAAUAAGAUAUGCAUCGAACAGAGCGGCCCAAUGGCCAACAAGACUCAAGUCAGAGGGGGUGGAGGCGGAGGAGGCGGAGCAACAUAUGUGUUCAAGGUGGAGAAGGAAGUGUAUCCCCUCAUCAUCGCUGCAGGGGGAGGCGGGCGGGGUUACAGCAGCCAAUCAGAGACCCAGGAGGAGCAGAUGGACAGUGACCCUGGCCAACCUGGACGCAACGGGAAGUCUAACCUUAACGCCGCAGGUUAGUAUGGCUGGAAUGACAGUGUACCUAGCCAGUCAGGGUGGAGACCCCUGGUGCUCGGAGGCCAGGGAGGCCAAGCCUGUCAGAAAUUCUGGCAGACCCGGGGCGGCUUCGGAGGCGGCGGGGUCUGUAUGUCUGGGGGCGGCGGCGGAGGCUACAGAGGUGGUAAUACGUCUGCAGAUGACCCCAAACAUGACGGGGAGGACGGCUCAUCCUUCAUCAGUCCCGAAGGAGAACUCUUCCUAGAUCCUCUGAAAGGAAUGGAGGGGCAUGGCGAGGUGAUCAUUAACCCAGUGCAGAACUGCAGCCACUGUGAGAGCAACGAAUGCCAUGAGACCAAGGAUGGCACCGUGUGCUACUGCGACAACGACCUCAUCCUGGCAGCAGACGGGGUGUCCUGCGUCAACGCAACAGGGGUGUCCCCGCUGUCUCCCCAGCCGUCUCUCUCCCACUUGGCGCUGGGUCUGUCCGUGGGCACCUCGGCCCUCAUUGCUGCCCUGCUACUGGCCGUGGUCGGGAUGUACAGACGUAAACACACAGAGCUGCAGUCCAUUCAGCUGGAGCUCCAGAGCCCGGACUGCAAGCUUAGCAAACUGCGAGCCUCCACCAUCAUGACCGACUACAACCCAAACUACUGCUUUGCCGGCAAGACGGCCUCGGUCAACGACCUCAAGGAAGUGCCACGACGCAACAUCUCCCUCACCAGGGGUCUGGGUCACGGAGCUUUCGGUGAGGUGUAUGAAGGACUUGCAGUGGGGAUACCAGGUGAACCAAGUCCAAUGCAAGUUGCAGUGAAGACACUUCCAGAGGUUUGCUCCGAGCAAGAUGAGUUGGAUUUCCUCAUGGAAGCUCUGAUAAUUAGUAAGUUCAGCCACCAGAACAUUGUGCGCUGCAUAGGAGUCAGUCUGCAGGCGCUGCCCAGGUUCAUCCUGCUGGAGCUCAUGGCCGGAGGUGACCUCAAGAGUUUCCUGAGAGAGACCAGACCCCGGCUGGAGCACCCAUCCAGCCUGUCUAUGGUGGACCUUCUCAACGUGGCCAGAGACAUCGCCAGGGGCUGCCAGUAUCUUGAGGAGAACCAGUUCAUCCACCGGGACAUUGCGGCUCGGAACUGCCUGCUGACCUGCAAAGGACCGGGCCGAGUGGCCAAGAUCGGAGACUUUGGGAUGGCCCGGGACAUUUACAGAGCAAGCUACUACAGGAAGGGCGGGCGUGCCAUGCUGCCGGUGAAGUGGAUGCCACCUGAAGCGUUCAUGGAGGGCAUCUUCACGUCCAAAACAGACACCUGGUCAUUUGGGGUUCUUCUGUGGGAGAUCUUCUCAUUGGGCUACAUGCCAUAUCCAAGCCGCAGUAACCAGGAAGUUCUAGAGUUUGUUACCAAUGGCGGAAGGAUGGACCCUCCUAAAAACUGCCCUGGGCCAGUGUACCGUAUAAUGACUCAGAGUUGGCAGCACCAGCCUGAGGACAGGCCUAACUUCUCAACUAUCCUGGAGAGGAUUGACUACUGCUUGCAGGACCCUGAUGUGGUGACCAUGCCAUUGCCCAUAGAGUAUGGGCCUGUCCCAGAGGAGGAGGAGCGUGUGCCGAUGCGUCCUGAUGACCCUUCAGCUCCAACCUUGCUGGUGAACGCACAGGUGCCUGAUGGGGAGGCGGGUCCACCGCCACCUCCAUCCUACCCCGCGGAGGACAACCAGAGAGGCGGCGAGCCCACUCUCCUUACCAGCUCACCAUCGGAGGCCAAAGCACAGCCAUCGGGCCAGCCCCAGCCGUACCUGCACCAGCACCAGCAACCGCACCCGCACACCACCGCCAGCACCACCGCUACCACCAUCACCUCCACAGCCGCCUCCACGCUCACUGCCAAGGGGUCCCAUGUCUCCACCCAGCCCAGCUCCGAGGGCGGACACGUCAACUUUGCUUUCUCCCAGGGUCUCCCGCCGGAGAAGGAGGGUCGCAACGGGAAGACGACCAGUCUGUGGAACCCCACGUACGGCUCGUGGUUCCUGCAGCAGCAGCAGAGGAAGCAGCAGCAGCAGCAGCAGCAGCAGCAACAGCAACAGCAACAGAGGCAGGGAGGGAUGGCAGUGGUAGGAGGAGGUGGAGGUAGCGGCGGCAGGGUGCCCGGAGAAGGGCAGGAGCACGUGGGGCGGACAGUGGCGGAGGCGGCGGGGGCACUGGGUCUCCAGCAUCAGCACAAGCAGUUCCAGCAUCAGUUCCAGCAGCAGCACCAACUCCAGCUCCUCCACCAGCAGCAGCAGCAGCAGCAGGGCCUCUGCAGACCCCUGCUGCCCCCGCCACCACCUCCUGCUGCCCAGUCUCCACUGCUGUUGGAUUCAGCCGCCCUGCCCCCAGUUCCCCUCUACAGACUGCGACGUUUCCCAUGCGGGAACAUCGGCUACGGCUACCAGGAGCAGGGCCUGCCGCUGGAGGCCACCCACUCCAGCACCAGCGCACCUCCUCCUCCACCCCCUCCACCCCCACCGGGCGCCUCUGCAUCCACCUCAGCCCCACUCCAGAGGGGGGGAGCACCCCUGCCCGCCGCGGUGUCCAUGGGUCGCUCGGGCAUAGCCGAGGACAGCCGUCCACUGCUGGUCACCAUGGGGACUGUGCAGGACCCCAGGUUGCCCAGGAUGGAGGGCCACAACGCCACCGUGCUUUAGCCCAAAUGCCUAUCUUUGUUUUUUUAGGCCCUGUCUUUGGAGACUGUGCACAGGAAGCACAGCAGGAAACACUGUGUCAGGACAGAGACCGUUUUACACUCCCCCACCGUUCCACUAUCUUUUCCCCCCGUUCAGAGCAUCAGUGUUGCUUUACCAGAGAUGGAUCCAUCUGGCACUCUUUUCCCCCAUGAGGACCUUGGACCUGUUGAAAUCAUCAAUGGAUGCUAAAGCACAUUAGAAAUCUACAAGACUUUUGGGAGGCAAACUAUGUAGAGUAUAGGCUAGUUUUAAGAAUAAAAAAUGUAUUUUUUCAACACUGGCUGGAUUGUGACAAAGUGAGAAUACCAAGAAAGCAGUUGAAUGGUACAGAGAGUUUGUGACACAGGAAAACAUGGGGAGGACUUUCUAUCUGGUACGUCUGCCAUGUGUUCAUUGACUGCCACAGAUGUCAGAAACAGUCUUUCCUGUAUGACAAUGGAACACACUAGGAGGAUUCAUAUUUCUAUAUUUUGGCAGAUUUAAGACUCUCAAUCAUAUAUUUUGGUCGGCAGUUUGACUAUAGCAUUUGCUAAGUUCUCUCUAGCUGCCAGCCACAUCUGUUCUAUUGCAAUUUCCCCACAUUGUUCCUUAUCCCUUUCCUUUUGGAUUUCGCACCGUGGUAAAUAACUUGCUAUCAGACUAUUUUUCAGAAAUUAUCAGAGAAUUGGACACUGGAUUACCAGAGACAUUUUUACUAAAACAAACAAACAAAAACAAAAAAACAAAACAAACAAAAAAAAAAAGAUUGGGGAAAAAUGUGUUUGUUGAUGUUUGCUUGCCUGCUUGUUAAUUUAUUCAUUUGUUUAUUUAUUAUUUGGAAGUGGUUCUAUAAAUUAUUAAUGGACAUGCCUCUUAAAAUCCAAUCAAAAUGCAUUUCUCCAUGAGCUGGAAAGUUUUGUUUUACAUUAUUGAAUAACGAGAAUUAAAACAGUCCCAUGAGUGAUCAGUUCCUGAUAUACUGGAUAGUAUGUCAUAAUAUUAAUUGAUAUGUCCUAUCUAAGGUAAGUGGUUUUGUGCUUUUAAGGUGAAGUAGACAAAUAGAAGCAAUUGAAGCAGGUGGGAGAGAUAUUUGACAAACCAUAAAACAGAUUUACCAUAAACCACUCUCGCCAUCAUUCAGCUGUUCAGGUCUCACUUAUCGCCGAAGAUUUCUAAUAACUUGUGGCCCCUAAAACGAUUGAAAUUACAGUCUGCUGUUCAAAAAUUCAUUUCACUGAAGAGUGCUUUCAGAUGGUGAAGCUGAGACUUUCUUUACUUAGAGCCUUUUUCAGUAACCUUUUAUUCAUUUAUUUUGUGGUUUAAAAAAACGCCUCACUAUAUUUUGGCUGGAUACAGAAACUGAAGUCGUGGAUAUUGCUGAAUCGAUCUUAACCUUCAGAUUGCUAUCUCAAAGCACUCAACGUUCCUAAAUGUGCAUAUUUUAUAUUUUCUAUUACAGGGUGACUGAUGUGGAAUUCAAAUGAGUCUGAGUGAAAAGUUUGAAUACAAACUGCUUGUGAUCCACAUGUGAGCGAAACCAAGGGACCAGUUUGAGAGUCUCAUUCGAGUAACCCAUGCACACAUCCUCCCGCGUGGUGUUAACACCUGUCUGUGUUUAAAGUCCGCUUUUAAGUUGAAUAAGGACGCUCGCACAUCCCCGUCAAAUGACAGCAUAAGCGUAAUGGUGUUGAUAUUUAAGAGAAAGAUGGCCUUGUGCGUCAGUUUUUGCUGCUUUGCUUGACUGUUUUUUGCAAUCCUGUCAGCCCCUCUGCUGUAAAGCGACGAGACGCGAUGACGAGGUCACAGCCGCCUGCCUCAGUGACUGAUAAAGACAAAUGCGUUUCUGUUGGCCAAGUCGAUGAGCAAUUCAAAUAAUGGCUAAAGAAAAGUAUUUUGCUUCCUCUUCAGUACCUGUGUUAAAUGCAUAACUCUGUGUUCCCUUCACUGCUCAUCUCCAUCGUUUUGUGUAAAAAAAAACAAAACAAAGAAACAAAAAAA
Messenger RNA from Myripristis murdjan (pinecone soldierfish), 6684 nucleotides. RefSeq names its product ALK tyrosine kinase receptor. Lineage: Eukaryota; Metazoa; Chordata; Actinopteri; Holocentriformes; Holocentridae. Gene Ontology annotation, biological process: multicellular organism development; protein phosphorylation; positive regulation of kinase activity. Gene Ontology annotation, cellular component: plasma membrane; signaling receptor complex. The record is from RefSeq and is a predicted model, not a curated record. Gene Ontology annotation, molecular function: protein binding; transmembrane receptor protein tyrosine kinase activity; ATP binding.